This is a messenger RNA of Hypanus sabinus (Atlantic stingray), 6214 nucleotides long. Its product is annotated as nucleoside hydrolase-like. The record is from RefSeq and is a predicted model, not a curated record. NCBI's taxonomy places the organism in Eukaryota, Metazoa, Chordata, Chondrichthyes, Myliobatiformes, Dasyatidae. Gene Ontology annotation, molecular function: hydrolase activity, hydrolyzing N-glycosyl compounds. The transcript has 7 exons. Bases 1207 to 2169 code for a protein of 320 amino acids.
UUUCACCAGUCAACCCCCCAGCUCUUUACUUCACCCCUCUCCCAGUUACACCUAUCACCUUGUAUAUUUCUUCCCCCCUCCUUCAUUACUCUGACUUCUCGUCUUCCUUUCCAGUCCUGAAGAAGGGUCAAGGCCCGAAACGUCGACUGUUUACUCUUUUCCAUAGAUGCUGCCUGGCCUGCUAAGUUCCCCCCAGCAUUUUGGUGUGUUGCUUAAUAUCGCUGGCACACACAUCAUGAAAUUUGUUGGUUUGCGGCAGCGGAACAUUGCAAUGCACAGCAGUAACAAGAAUCAGAAUGAGAAUCAUGUUUGUAUCAAUGGUAUAUGUCAUGCAAUUUGUUAACUUCACGAUUAUGUAUGUUACUGUAAGAAGUUUACAUGAAAAAGAAAAUUAAGUUUAAAUAACUAAUGCAAAAAAAGAGAGAAAAGUACAGAAGUAGUGUCCAUGGAUUCAUUAGCCAUUCAGAAAUCUGAUUGUACUGGGGGGAAAAGCUGUUCCUGAAACGUCGAGAGUGCUCAUCGAGUGGCCCCAGACGUUAUACUUGUGUAAAACGGCAUGAAUAGGGGUAGCCAUAAAAUCCGCCAGGCUGGCACUACCGUAGAGUUGGGUGGCAGCUGGAUUGUACGAAGGUUACUGCAGUUGAGUGCGUGUUGCGGUUUCUAAUCCGUGACCCUGCGAAUGAAUUGUAGUUUAUUACAGCGGGCCUGGCGGCGGCUCCUCACCCACAACGAGCUGUCCAGUAACGGUUUGAAACAGUUGUUCGGGCUGAGGCCAAGUUGAGGGGCAUCUACCCAUCGCAGGUGACGUGGUGGUUCUUCACAUUGUACCGGGUCUUGCAAAAUGAAAUCGAAACUCUCUUUAAAAGAAGUCGCCCUACUCUUUUCUGUGGAUGUUUCCUGCCCUGUCGCGUCCCUCCAGCAUUCUCUCUCUCUCUCUCGCUCUGUGUGUUGCUCGGAUUGCCAGCGUCUCCGGAUUCCCCCCGCCGGGGUGACUGAACCCUCACAAAGGCGGAUCACUUUCCGGUCUGAUCCCGUGAUAAGCUUCCGGCAGCCUUACCCAUCGUUUCGCUGCGGCUCCGCUCUGCCCGGGGUUGUGCAGGCAGCCACAAAACAAAGAAACCCUGUGGAGCCCAUUAAAACAGAAGAGGACUGUCAAACACCCAACGUGCAGAGAAAAAAAAAAGUUUAAACUAUAAAGAUUCUUAAAUGGCCAACAAGAAGCUGUUGCUGGUGGAUACUGACUGUGGUUUGGAUGAUGCCAAGGCCAUGAUGAUGGCCUUUGCAGCUCCUAAUGUGCAGGUCCUGGGCAUUACAUGUUGCCAUGGAAACACAUCCAUCGAUAAUGUGUGCAGAAAUGUGCUCCGAGUUCUGAAGGCUUGCAAGAAGACUGACAUCCCUGUGUUCCGGGGUGCCAGUAGCUCUUUCCUUGGACAAAGUUUGGAUUCUACAGAUUUUCACGGGAAGGAUGGUCUGGGUGAUGUUCCAGACCCCAACGCGCCAGGACUGGAGCAUCUGCAGAGCGAGCAUGCAGUAAAUGCCAUGGUGCGGAUCGUUACUGAACAUACUGGGCAGAUUUCUCUCGUGGCGCUUGCUCCCUUGACUAAUGUAGCUCUGGCAAGUAAAAUGGACCCAACUUUCUCGACAAAGCUAAAAGAUCUGUACAUCAUGGGCGGAAACAUGAAAGCCACGGGGAAUGCAACUGUGUGUGGAGAGUUUAACUUUGCCACUGACCCAGAGGCUGCGUUCAUUGUCUUGAAUCAGUUUGUGUGUCCAACCUACAUCGCAACAUGGGAGUAUACGCUUUCUCACGUGCUGUCUUGGGAGUUCUUUGAUGAAUGGGUAAGUCGAGACACUGCGAAGGCUUGCUUCAUGAGGACGAUAACAAAAUACAGUGGGAACGACAAGACAGUCGAGCAAAAGGAUGCAAAAUCUCGCGUUGAACCAGAUUUUAAUCCUUGUGAUUCUUAUGCAAUGGCAGCUGCCAUCGAUGAGGGUGUUGUUACUGAAUAUAUCCGGUGUGGUGUAACUGUGGAGUUACAGGGGUCGCUGACCAGAGGGAUGAUGGUCCUGGAUACACAAAAUCUCCUGCAAAAGAAAAACCAGGCCUUUGUCAUGAAAAAAUGUGACAUGGAGAAAUUUAAGGAGCUGCUGAUGCCUGCUCUGGCAUAGAUGGUUUAAUAGGCCAUCUCGGCCCUUCUAGUCCAUGCUGAAUGCUUACUCUCACCUAGUCCCACCAACCUACACUCAGCCCAUAACGCUCCAUUCUUUUCCUGUCCAUAUACCUAUCCAAUUUUACUUUAAAUGACAGUAUCGAACCUGCCUCUACUACUUCUACUGGAAGCUCAUUCCACACAGCUACCACCUUCUGAGUAAAGAAGUUUCCCCUCGUGUUACCCCUAAACUUUUGCCCUCUAACUCUCAACUCAUGUCCUCUUGUUUGAAUCUGCCCUACUCUCAAUAGAAAAAACCUAUCCACAUCAACUCUGUCUCCCUCAUAAUUUUAAAUACCUCUAUCGUCCCCCCUCAACCUUCUAUGCUCCAAAGAAUAAAGACCUAACUUGUUCAACCUUUCUCUGUAACUUAGGUGCUGAAACCCAGGUAACAUUCUAGUAAAUCUCCUCUGUACUCUCUCUAGUUUGUUGACAACUUUUCUAUAAUACGGUGACCAGAACUGUACACGAUACUCCAAAUUUGACCCCACCAAUGCCUUGUACAAUUUUAACAUUACAUCCCAACUCCUAUACUCAAUGCUCUGAUUUAUAAAGGCCAGCAUACCAAAAGCUUUCUUCACCACCCCAUCCACAUGAGAUUCCACCUUCAGGGAACUAUGCACCAUUAUUCCUAGAUCUCUCUGUUCUACUGCAUUCCUCAAUGCCCUACCAUUUACCAUGUAUGCCCUAUUUUGAUUAGUCCUACCAAAAUGUAGCACCUCACACUUAUCAGCAUUAAACUCCAUCUGCCAUCUUUCAGCCCACUCUUCUAACUGGUCUAAAUCUCUCUGCAAGCUUUGAAAACCUACUUCAUUAUCUGCAACGCCACCUAUCUUAGUAUCAUCUGCAUAGUUACUAAUCCAAUUUCCCAUCCCAUCAUCCAGAUCAUUAAUGUAUAUGACAAACAACAUUGGACCCAGUACAGAUCCCUGAGGCACACCACUAGUCACUGGCCUCCAACCUGACAAACAGUUAUCCACCACAACUCUCUGGCAUCUCCCAUCUAGCCACUGUUGAAUCCAUUUUACUACUUCAAUAUUAAUACCUAACAAUUGAACCUUCCUAACUAACCUUCCAUGCGGAACCUUGUCAAAGGCCUUACUGAAGUUAUAGAGACAUAGAAAAUAGGUGCAGGAGAAGGCCAUUUGGUCCUUCGAGCCUGCACCACCAUUCAGUAUGAUCAUGGCUGAUCAUCCAACUCAGAACCCUGUACCUGCUUUCUUUCCAUACCCCCUGAUCCCUUUAGCCACAAGGGCCAUAAUCUAACUUCCUCUUAAAUAUAGCCAAUGAACCGGCCUCAACUGUUUCCUGUGGCAGAGAAUUCCACAGAUUCACCACUCUCUGUGUGAAGAGGUUUUUCCUCAUCUCGGUCCUAAAAGGCUUCCCCUUUAUCCUUAAACUGUGACCCCUCGUUCUGGACUUUCCCAACAUCGGGAACAAUCUUCCUGCAUCUAGCCUGUCCAAUCCCUUUAGAAUUUUAUACAUUUCAAUAAGAUCCCCCCCUCAAUCUUCUAAAUUCCAGUGAGUAUAAGCCUAGUCGAUUCAUAUGAGGAAAGACUGGAAGUCCUGCCAUCCCAGGAAUCAAUCUGGUUAACCACUUUUGUACUCCCUCUAUGGCCAGAAUGUCUUUCCUCAGAUUAGGGGACCAAAACUGCACACAAUAUUCUAGGUGCGGUCUCACCAAGGCCUUGUACAACUGCAGUAGAACCUCCUUGCUCCUGUACUCAAAUCCUUUUGCUAUGAAUGCCAACAUACCAUUUGCCUUUUUCACCGCCUGCUGUACCUGCAUGCCCACCUUCAAUGAUUGGUGUACAAUGACACCCAGGUCUCGUUGCAUCUCCCCUUUUCCUAAUCGGCCACCAUUCAGAUAAUAAUCUGUUUUCCUGUUCUUGCAACCAAAGUGGAUAACCUCACAUUUAUCCACAUUAAAUUGCAUCUGCCAUGAAUUUGCCCACUCACCUAAGCUAUCCAAGUCACCCUGCAUCCUCUUAGCAUCCCCCUCACAGCUAACACCGCCGCCCAGCUUUGUGUCAUCUGCAAACUUGGAGAUGCUGCAUUUAAUUCCCUCGUCUAAAUCAUUAACAUAUAAUGUAAACAACUGGGGUCCCAGCACUGAGCCUUGCGGUACCCCACUAGUCGCUGCCUGCCAUUCUGAAAAGGUCCUGUUUACUCCCACUCUUUGCUUCCUGUCUGCCAACCAGUUCUCUAUUCACAUCAAUACCAUACCCCACCCCCAAUACCGUGUAUUUUAAGUUUGCACACUAAUCUCCUGUGUGGGACCUUGUCAAAAGCCUUUUGAAAAUCCAAAUAUACCACAUCCAUUGGUUCUCCCCUAUUCACUCUACUAGUUACAUCUUCAAAAAAUUCUAUAGGAUUCGUCAGACGUGAUUUUCCUUUCACAAAUCCAUGCUGACUUUGUCCAAUGAUUUCACCACUUUCCAAAUGUGCUGUUAUCACAUCUUUGAUAACCGAUUCUAGCAUUUUCUCCACCACCGAUGUCAGGCUGACCGGUCUAUAAUUCCCCAUUUUCUCCCCCUCCUUUUUUUAAAAGGUGGGGUUACAUUAGCCACCCUCCAAACCUCAGGAACUAAUCCAGAAUCUAAGGAGUUUUGAAAAAUUAUCACUAAUGCAUCCACUAUUUCUUGGGCUACUUCCUUAAGCGCUCUGGGGAUUUAUCUGCCUUUACUCCCUUCCAUUUACCUAACACCACUUCCCUACUAACAUGUAUUUCCCUCAGUUCCUCCAUCUCACUAGACCCUCGGUCCCCUACUAUUUCCGUAAGUCCAUAUAGACAACAUCCACUGCUUUACCCUUGUCAACUUUCCUAGUAACCUCUUCAAAAAAAUUCAAUAAGAUUUGUCAAACAUGGCCUUCCACACACAAAUCCAUGUUGACUGUUCCUAAUCAGACCCUGUCUAUCCAGAUAAUUAUUUAUACCAUCUCUAAGAAUACUUUCCAUUAAUUUACCCACCACUGAUGUCAAACUUACAGGCCUAUAAUUGCUAGGUUUACUCUUAGAACCCUUUGUAAACAAUGGAGCAACAUGAACAGUACGCUAAUCCUCCGGCAACAUCCCUGUUUCUAAUGACAUUUGAAAUAUUUCUGUCAGAGUCCCCAACAGAGUUCAGAGUUGAUUAUUCCCAAACACAUCUAAUAACUGUUAUCCCCAUAUUAUGAACAAUGCUAAUUAGGCUAUCUUUUUCUGCCAAUUAUUUUAUUAAAGGAUAUCUUUAAAUUGAGAUGAAUGCUCAAGGGAUAGGACUUAGCAAAAACAUCUAUAUCCAACAUUUAAAAUUUUUUUAUUGAGAUACAGCAUGCAAUUGGCCCUUCAGGCUGUGCUGGCCAGCAAUCUCCUAGUGAUAGAGUUGACGUGGAUAGGCUUUUUCCACUGAGAGUAGGGGAGAUUCAAACAAGAGGACAUGAGUUGAGAGUUAGGGGGCAAAAGUUUAGGGGUAACACAAGAGGGAACUUCUUUACUCAGAGUGGUAGCUGUGUGGAACAAGCUUCCAGUAGAAGUGGUAGAGGCAAGUUCGAUUUUGUCAUUUAAAAAAAAAUUUGGAUAGGUAUAUGGACAGGAAUGGAAUGGAGGGUUAUGGGCUGAGUGCAGGUAGGUGGGACUAGGUGAGAGUAAGCAUUCGGCACGGACUAGAAGGGCUGAGAUGGCCUGCUUCCGUGCUGUAAUUGUUAUAUGGUUAUUAUAUGGAUAACCCUCGCCUAACCACAGGACAAUUUACAAUAGUCAACUAACCUACUGAAAGAUUUAUUUUUGGACUGUGAGAGGAAACCGGAGCACCCAGAAGAAAUCCGCAAGGUCACGAGGAGAAUAUACAAGCUCCUUACAGGCAGUGUUGGGAAUUGAACCCAGGUUGCCUGUAUUUUAAAGCGUUGUGCUAACCACUACACUACGUGCCACCCUGAACUGUAGUGGCAAUAGUAUUAACUGUCUAGUGUAAUGUUGGUAAUAGUAUUAAUUUGAAUUAAAAUAAAUAAUUUGACUAAUUGGC